Chlorocebus sabaeus (green monkey) is the source of this 1125-nucleotide messenger RNA. Lineage: Eukaryota; Metazoa; Chordata; Mammalia; Primates; Cercopithecidae. The record is from RefSeq and is a predicted model, not a curated record.
UUCAGGGGAUGCUUAAAGGGGGCCGGCCGCGCCCGGUGCAUUGUGGGAGCCGCUCGCGGCCCGUUUUCCGGGAGGAGGCGGAUGGCGCAAAGCAAGAACCCGGCCAACCUGCAGAGGGAGGGGUGGGGGUGAGCUGUGAGGAGAGCAGGCCCAAAAGCCAUGUCUACGGGUGAGUCCUUUAACCCGGAAAGUUACAAAUUGGACAAGAGCUUCCGGCUAACCAGAUUCACUGAACUGAAGGGCACAGGCUGCAAAGUGCCCCAAGAUGUCCUGCAAAAAUUGCUGGAAUCUUUACAAGAGAACCACUUCCAAGAAGAGGAGCAGUUUCUGGGAGCCGUUACGCCAAGGCUUGGCAUUGGAAUGGAUACUUGUGUCAUUCCUUUGAGGCACGGUGGGCUUUCCUUGGUUCAAACCACAGAUUACAUUUACCGGAUCAUAAACGACCCUUCCGUGAUGGGCAGGAUAGCACGUGCCAACGCCUUCAGUGACCUCUACGCAAUGGGAGUCACAGAUUGUGACAAUAUGCUGAUGCUCCUUGGAGUCAGUAAUAAAGUGACCGACAGGGAAAGGGAUAAAAUGAUGUCUCUGGUUAUCCAGGGUUUUAAAGACGCAGCUGAGGAAGCAGGAAUGUCUGUAACGGGCGGCCAAACCAUACUAAACCCCAUGAUUGCCCUGGGAGGAAUUGCUACCACUGUCUGUCAGCCCAAUGAAUGUAUCAUGGCCAGCCCCAAGUUGGACCAGCAACAGGGGCUGGUGUCAUCUCCUGGGAUCUGUGAGGCAGCAGCUGAAGGACGAAUAAAUUUGAAGUUGGAGAAGACCUACACAUGCACCACAUGGCUAACCUACAGAACCCUGGAGAUACAGUAUUAGAGUCCAGCCCCUCUGACAAUCCAGAGGUAUCUACUGAGCAUUUUAUUCAACAAUACCGUUCAUGCUCCUUAAUGACAGCACAGCCGGCCAGCCUCAUCUAACAAUAAAAUUUUGAGUACAACUAUACUGCCAAGGGAGAGACUCUUUUAUUCUAAAAUUAUUUCAGCCAUUUGGUUGCCCUCUUCAGUAAUCAGUUUAAGAAAUUGGGGCCGGGCGCGAUGGCUCACGCCUGUAAUCCCAGCACUUUGGGAGACC